GGCGGCGGGAUGGAGGCGGAGGAGGAGGGGGCGCUGCUGGCGGCGCGGCUGGCGGCGGGCGGGCAGGGCCAUGUGCUGCGCUUCUGGCCGCAGCUGGGCGCCGCCGAGCGCCGGGAGCUGGCGGCCGAGCUGCGGGGCAUGGACGUGGCCGAGAUCGACGGCUUCUUCCGCAGGGCGAGGGGCGGCGGCGGCGGCGCCGCGGGGGCGCCGGACGGGAGGAUGGAGCCGGUGCCGCGGGACGUGCUGGGCAGCGCCUCCCGGGACCGCGGGCUGCUGCCGGGCUGGGAGAGCCGCGGGCUGGCGGAGAUCGCGGGCGGCCGCGUGGGCGCGCUGCUGCUGGCCGGCGGGCAGGGCACCCGCCUGGGCGUCCCCUACCCCAAGGGCAUGUGCGACGUGGGGCUGCCCUCCCGCAAGAGCCUCUUCCACCUGCAGGCCCAGCGCCUGCGGCGGCUGCAGCAGCUGGCGGAGGAGCGGCACGGCGAGCCCUGCUGCGUCCCGUGGUACAUCAUGACGAGCGGCCGGACCAUGGAGUCCACCAAGGAGUUCUUCCAGAAGCACCGCUACUUCGGCCUGAAGAAGGAGAACGUCGUCUUCUUCCAGCAGGGCAUGCUGCCCGCCCUGGGCUUCGACGGCAAGAUCCUGCUGGAGGAGAAGGGCAAGAUCUCCAUGGCGCCAGAUGGCAACGGGGGCCUCUACCGGGCCCUGGGGGCACACGGCAUCGUGGAUGACAUGGAGCGGAGGGGCGUGCAGAGCGUCCACGUCUACUGCGUGGACAACAUCCUGGUGAAGGUGGCCGACCCCACGUUCAUCGGGUUCUGCUUGGAGAAGGGAGCCGACUGCGGUGCCAAGGUGGUGGAGAAGACCAACCCCACGGAGCCGGUCGGCGUGGUGUGCCGCGUGGAUGGCGUCUACCAGGUGGUGGAGUACAGCGAGAUCUCCCUGGCCACCGCGCAGAAGCGGGGCCCGGACGGACGGCUGCUCUUCAACGCCGGCAACAUCGCCAACCACUACUUCACCACCGCCUUCCUGAAAGACGUGGUCAACACUUACGAGCCACAGCUGCAGCACCACGUCGCCGAGAAGAAGAUCCCGCACGUGGACAUGGAGACGGGGCAGCUGGUCCAGCCCGAGAAGCCCAACGGCAUCAAGAUGGAAAAGUUUGUCUUCGACAUCUUCCAGUUCUCCAAGAAGUUUGUGGUGUACGAGGUGCUGCGCGAGGACGAGUUCUCUCCUCUGAAGAACGCGGACAGCCAGAAUGGCAAGGACAACCCCACCACAGCCCGGCACGCCCUGAUGUCCCUGCACCACCGCUGGGUCCUCAACGCAGGGGGGCACUUCGUGGAUGAAAACGGCACGCGCAUCCCCGCCAUCCCGCGCCUCACAAACGGAAGGUCAGACGCCCCCCCGGCCGAUGUCAAUGCCACCUUGAAGGACGCCAAUGACUUGCCCAUCCAGUGUGAGAUUUCUCCCCUCAUCUCCUACGGCGGAGAGGGUCUGGAGAAGUACGUGAAGGACCGGGAGUUCCGUGCACCUCUGAUUAUUGACGAGGACGGGGUCCACGAGCUGGUGAAGAACGGGAUGUAGCGGCAGCCCGAGGCAGGCUGCCCGCCCCGGCUGGCACCCCGUCACCUCGGACACAUGAAGGUUUCUUGCUGGAGCUGCCGGGUGCUGGUCCUGCUCCCUCUGAGCUCCCGCAGAGGAGGACGCAGCCCACUCGGUUCUUGGCACGUUGUAUGCUUCUAUUUAUAUUUUAAUUUAAAAACCAAACACUUUAUGGAUUUCCCCUGCCACGAAGCACAGCUGCGGUGCUGCUCUUUGCACUUCAGGCUGUGGGCAUUUAUUUUUAAACGUGUAUAUAGUAAUAGUCAUUGUACAUGCAGAGGAUUUUUAUGGUACGGGGCUGGGGGUAAUCUGGAAUUUUUAUUUUUCUCAAAUCUACAUGACUAUUUUUUUUAAUAGGGUUCUUGUCAUUGCCCGUGUCCUCCCUUUAGGUCGUCCUUUGUAUGUCGCACAACUGGAAUUGCCUGAUUAAACCCCUGAGUCCCUCCUA
Cygnus atratus (black swan) is the source of this 2050-nucleotide messenger RNA. RefSeq names its product UDP-N-acetylglucosamine pyrophosphorylase 1 (gene UAP1). Bases 10 to 1584 code for a protein of 524 amino acids. Lineage: Eukaryota; Metazoa; Chordata; Aves; Anseriformes; Anatidae. The transcript has 10 exons. The record is from RefSeq and is a predicted model, not a curated record. Gene Ontology annotation, biological process: UDP-N-acetylglucosamine biosynthetic process. Gene Ontology annotation, molecular function: UDP-N-acetylglucosamine diphosphorylase activity.